Molecule: messenger RNA, 759 nt
Organism: Fimicolochytrium jonesii
Lineage: Eukaryota; Fungi; Chytridiomycota; Chytridiomycetes; Spizellomycetales; Powellomycetaceae
Exons: 2
Coding region: 1-759 (252 amino acids)
Biological process (GO): mRNA processing
Cellular component (GO): nucleus; cytoplasm
Molecular function (GO): RNA binding
Source: RefSeq, a predicted model, not a curated record
AUGACUCAAGAACUCGCGGAAUAUCAAUUCAAGUUAGAUCAAGUAGACGAGGCGCUUGCAAAAGACCCGGACAACCAAGAGCUGGGAAAGCUCCGAGCAGACUUGAAAGAGCUCAUAGCCCUCUUUGCAGGCAUAGCGGAGGAGGCCCCUGCUACCAGCAACAAAGAGUCAAAGAAGAAGCGCGGCGGGGGCGGAGGAAACGCACAACCAGCAGCAGGGGCUGUACGGUGGGAGGUAGGCACGCAAGUGUCCGCCAAGUACAAAGGAGAUGGAAACUUUUACGAAGCUGUUGUGCACGGUGUACCGGACGCUGACGACGAUACAUACACCGUCGUCUUUGCUGGCUACCACAAACCGGAACCUGUAAAAGGCAGCGAUAUCCGGUAUUCCGCGCAACCUCCCACCUCCAUAGAGGACGCCGCUCGUGCCGCCAAACCAAAAAAAGUGGAAGGACCCGCUGCUCCCGUGACGGAGGCCACCAUCGCAGCUACCAAUCCAGACGCAAUCAAAAAGAAGAAGAAGCCUUUCAAACCCCGCGAUCCUACUCAGCCCACGAAAAAGGAGCAGGAGCAGUCGUCGAAACAGCAGGCAUGGCUACAAUUUGCGAAAGGAGGGUCCUCAUCGGGGUCUGGAGCAGAGAAGAAGAGGAACAUCUUCGCCACUCCAGAUGAUCCUAUGGCCAAAGUGGGCGUCGUUGGCAGUGGGAAGCCUAUGACUCAGUUCCAACAACGAGGGAAGCACGUCUUCCAAGCAGAUUAG